GCUUCAUCCUCUGCGUUCCACAUUUCUCUUCCUGUACCCGCGGAUUAUGGCCGUCGUAUUCGGGCCGCGCUUCGUUUGACCGGAACAGGAAGGAAGUUUGUUUCCGUUUCCUGCAGCUCUCCCGCCCGUGCUAGAGUCAACGAAGGCUUAGUAGGCGGAUAGGCAUCUCCUUCCACCAUGUCCGAGGGCUGGCAGGAAUGGCCUAUUCUGGGACCCGGCUGGAAGCGACGGACGGUCACCCGCAAAUCCGGAGCCUCUUCUGGACUGUCGGAUACCUACUAUCAAAGCCCCUCGGGACAACGCUUCAGGAGCAGGAAUGAGCUGUCCAAAUUCUUGGGGGACUCCGUGGACCUGUCGUGUUUUGAUUUCAAGAGCGGGACAAUAUUACCAGCCGGAAAGAGGAAACCUCUUAGGGUGUAUGUCCGGACUCCGAAAACUCUGAAGGGCACGUCCGAGACUCCUCCUAAGAAACAGCGGACGUCCCUUCCCAAGGACACCGACCAAGACCUGCAGAAUGGAAAGGACGUGGAGCCGUCGCAGAUUGUGUGCUGUCGCGGCUGUGACACUUGGUUUACUGGAGUUGAGUUUGGUAAAUCAAAGCAGACGGUGUGGUACUGUGCGGACUGCAGAGCUUCCAGACGAGCCUUCAACAAGCUGCAGAAGCAGUUAAAGUCGAGCGGUUGUGGGUUGUGCACUGCCUGCCGGGUGACGGAGAACUGCGGACAUUGCACAGUGUGUCUCCUGCGAUCUCAAAACCCAGAAUUCGGAAGCUCCUGGAAGUGCGUGAGAAGACGCUGCCUGCAGGUUAUCAGAAAGGGCGGGGUCUGUGGCCGUUGUCCGGGCUGCUCUAUGAAGGAAGACUGCAAAACCUGCACUGUGUGCGUCACCAAGCAGAAGUCCCCAGAGAUUAGCGACAAGUGUCUGAAGCGCUGGUGUCACAAUAAGAAACACAAACUCAAACCCCCACCAUCCAAAAAGUUGACCAAGAAGUUGAACAUGGGAGGAAACUGUGGUCAUUGUAUAGGCUGCUGCACGCUAGAAAACUGUGGUGCCUGUUCUCUGUGUAUCCGAAAACGGCAGAACCCAGGCCGGAAGAUCAAAGGAAAGUGUCUGAAGAGGCGGUGUCACAAUAAGAAAAAAAAAAUUAAAGUGAAGCCGAAAAUUGGGCUGAAAGGAAAGCACUUGGUAGGCCGCCGCAAGAACCGGAAAUGUGGGGAGUGCGACGCCUGCCUUAGGAACUUGGACUGUGGCGAAUGUGACUUCUGCCAAGACAAGCCCAAAUUUGGUGGCCGCAAUCUAAAGCGGCAGAAGUGUCGCUGGCGGCAGUGCCUGCGUUUUGCCGUGGAGAAAAACAUCCCGCUGUAUCUGAAAUCUUCCAAUCACCCCAUACUGGUGGAGCGGAUCCAGAAGGAGGCGGCAGAGGCCUCCGAGAACGUGGAAGCCAUGAAACAAGAUGAAGAAGUGCAGUUGCCACCCAAAAUACCGGUCAUAAGGCUUGCAUUAAAAAAUGGAGGAUACCCUUCUGCGGAUGGGACAUGCGGUGGCUGGGUCAUAGGUGGCGUGGAUACCAAAGGGAUGAAACAAGAGAUCAUAAUUGACGACGAGGAUGACGAGCAGCCCCUGGAUCUUCAUUGCCCAUUGAAACCGGAAGAGUUUGUCACGGAGGAUGAUGACGUAAUGCUGGCUGACGAGAGCACCCCGGUGAUCAUGGAGAUUUUCAGUCUGGGCGCCUACAAUUCCAGUAAUGGUAUAGACGCGGUCCUGCAGGAAUUUAUGGAGGAGUUGAAUGAGAUUCCUCUGCCGGCUCAUUGGGAAUUAAUGCCUCUCAACGGCCCUAACCUACACCUAGUCCAGAGGUCCAGGAUGUCCACCAUGUCAGAGACAAUCAUCCACAUACUACCGGGACUUCACUUCAAUGUUGCCGUGAGGAAUUAUACGGUCCCUGCCAGCCAUGAACUCUUCAGAAAGCAUCCGAGUCGGCUCACCACCGUGGACGAAGUCGUGGAGCUCAUUUGUGACCUGGAGGCUUAUCGUCCUUGCGCAGGUCUUCCAAAAAGCGGGCCAUGUUCUCCAAGCUGUUCGAUCUUGGUGUACGAGGAACGGUGCCCCGAAUGUUGCACAAUGCCCUGGCCGUCAGGCAAUUAUCACUGAAGCAAGGGGUGGAGGGGGGUGGGGGGAGGGUGAAUAGAUGGGCCAAUGCUCAGGGACAAGGAACUGCUCACAUGAAUUUAGCAGUGAAAGGAUUGUACAUUUUGGAAGAAGACCCUUUGCUCGUAUGGACAAACCUGUGUAUCCAGUAGCAGUGGUUCAGUACGGUGGAUGGUUAAACAUCCCCCUCCCGUUAAAAUUUAGCACCUCAAUGUACACGUCUCUUACUUAUACAUAGAUGUCCAAAGAAGAGCGACUGAGGAGCACCAUAUGGUUUUUAGUAUGGGCUUCCUGCGCGCUCACAAGGGUAGAUGUUCAUGUGAACUGACUUUUAUUUUAGCUCUCCGUAGGUGUAUCUAACCAUACAUCGUCCUAAAGCUUCCAACCCAUUUUCAGUAAUAGGGACCAAAUAAAAGCCAUGUACUUUGA
Messenger RNA from Bufo gargarizans (Asiatic toad), 2577 nucleotides. It is a transcript of the gene MBD1, whose product is annotated as methyl-CpG binding domain protein 1. The record is from RefSeq and is a predicted model, not a curated record. NCBI's taxonomy places the organism in Eukaryota, Metazoa, Chordata, Amphibia, Anura, Bufonidae. The transcript has 17 exons. Gene Ontology annotation, molecular function: DNA binding; zinc ion binding. The coding region runs from base 178 to 2151 and encodes 657 amino acids.